AUGUCACUGCCGGCGGACUUGAGUUGCCUGCAGGCUGGCGGGGGAGCAGAGGGUGAGGCGGCCCUGGCAAACCUGGAGAAGCAGCUGAUCUGUCCCAUCUGCCUGGAACUCUUCAACAAACCUGUGGUCAUCCUGCCCUGCCAGCACAACCUCUGCAGGAAGUGUGCCAACGAGCUCUACCAGGCUCGAACCACCAUGAUGGUGAACAGCGGUCGUUUCCGCUGCCCGUCCUGCAGACACGAGGUGGUGCUGGAUCGCCACGGCGUCUACGGCCUGCCACGAAACCUGCUGGUGGAGAACAUCAUCGAUGUCUACAAACAGGAAGUCAGCAACAACAACAAUGCCACAAGUCCUGCCCCUCCUCCUGGUCCACCUCCUGCUCAGGUAACAUGUUCAGACCAUGAGGGUGAGAAAGUGAACAUCUACUGUGUCACCUGUCAGGUUCCUACAUGUUCUCUCUGUAAAGUGUUCGGGGCUCAUCAGUCCUGUCAGGUGGCCCCUCUGACAGACAUCUACCAGCAGCAGAAGGAUGAGCUGAACGAAGGAGUCAGUUCUCUGGUGGCGUUCAACGACAAAGUCCAGGCUUUGAUCAAUGGGCUGGAGGAGGCUUGCAAAAACAUUGAGGAGAACAGUAAGACUCAGAAACAGAGUGUGUGUGAGAAGUUCAAUCGCGUGUUUUCUAUCCUGGAGGACAGACGAAAGGCGAUGACACAGCGAAUCAGCUCCGAGCAGGAGGAGAAGACCGGCCACGCCGAGGCGUUGGUGCGUUGCUAUGGAGACAGCGUGGAGGCCAACCGCAAACUGGUGGAGAGUUCAUUGAGCAGCAUGGAGGAGCCGGACAUGGCUGCUUUUGUUCAGAAUUCAAGAGAGCUGAUCACAAAACUGGUAGCAGCAACCAGCUCCUGUCCAGCCGAGACACUAAAACCAGGUUAUGAGACUAUGAGCCACUACAAAUAUAACUUCAGCAGACAGGAGAGAGCUCUGAAGGGCAUAGACUUCCUCAAAGUUGUGGAAGAUGUUCCUGAAGAACCAGAGGUGGAACCAGAACCAGAGGAACCAGAAGAGCCCUCUGUACAGAACACAGAACCAGAACACAAUCAGGAAACCUCUUUCCAGAACCUGGAGUCUGUUUCAGAACCAGUUGAAGAACCAAUACCUGGACUGAUAUUCCCACCAGUGGAACCAGUACAGACAGCUGCACCAACAUCAGCCCCAGUUUCACCAGUUCCUGAUCUGGUGAGGGACUUUGUGGAGCCAGCAGGGGCAGUCCUGCAGCCAGAGACUGACGAGCUGGACUUAAAUGAUGAAGGACCUGGUCUAAUGAAGAACAAUAAGGAGGAGGAGAUAGAGGAGGCGGAGGGAGUUGCAGCUCCUGAUCCUGUUAGUGAGGGAAACGUCUGUGAACAUGUGGAGGGAAUGAGCACACAACAGUCUGAGGAGGGAGAGGCAGAAAGUGACGCAGCUGACCGGACGGAAAAACAUGAUCCUCAGGGUGAAGAAGAAGAAAUUCAGGUGAAGGAGGAAGUAGAUUCUGUGUUUUCCCCCAGCUGGCGCAGGUUUAGCCCUGAGGAAAUCCUGCCAAAGGUUCACGAGACAGAGCAGACGAUGUGUCCACUACAACCAGCUGGAGAUUCCCUUUCAGAGGCCAGGACUGAGGUAGCCCAAGCCCUAGUGUCUGAGCCUGAAAUACAACCACAAUCUCAACGGAGUCUGGAUUCUCAAUCCUCCAGCCACCCUCCCCCUGGAGCUGCGCUCUUCCACCCACAUCAACUACCUCUUUCCACUGAGCUUCAUGCUCAGCCGUAUCUUCCUCUCCCUCGACUCCCACAGCAGUUAGAAAAACAUCCCCAACCUCACGAAUCCCAGCUUCAACCUCAGAAGGCACCUGCUGUGCGGGGCAGUGCUUUUGUAGAAGCCAGUAUCACUGAGGACGAAAAUGAAGAGGAGGAGGAGGACAUGCAGGGCUGGGUGUGUCUACCUGGGGCUGUGGAUAAAGGUUUCAAGCUAGUAGAGGGUAGUUUUGAUCUUGGAGAAGUUAGUUUAGACAGUUUUUCUGAUAAUAAUGAUAGUCCAUCAUCCAUACCACCUGAGGAGACUCGUUCUGGGCCUGAGAGAGGCAGCUCAGAGAUGGAUAAAGACAACUCUGAGCUCAGUAAUGGAAGGGUAGAAGAAGAAGAGCAUCUUGCUUCAGAGCUGAAAGAAAGUGGGCUGGGAGAGGGUGAGUAUGAAGCUGAGGCGAUGAAUGAAAGGCCGGAAAAAGGAAGCGUUUGGUCUGAUGAAAGAAGUGAAGAGCAGGGGAACAAUCUCUCUGCUUUAGAGAGGGAUGCUGUAUCUACGAGGGAGGAUAGCUCUGUAGUUAAAAAUUACAGCUUGGAUGUAGGAGAUCGUGGUGUGGAGAGGACAGACAGCGUGAUAUCUGGGGACGGUAGUUCAGGGUUUGCAGAAAAGAAAGAGGAGGACGGAGAGAACAGCGAGCAGCCUGAAGACUUGAAUGCCAAAUUGGAAACGAACGCUGCUGAAACUGAAGGGAAAAUAACCUCCUCUGUCUCUCUCCAGAUGGACACUGAGAGUAGGAGUCCUGCUCAGACCAGUCCUCCUCUCUCCUCCUCCUACUCCUCCUCGUCUUCCUCCUCUUUCACCCUCAGCGAGGCUCCUCGACGACCCAGUUUCAGCUUCUCCUGGCUAAACUCCCUCAACAAGAAGAAGUAGAGGAAAGAGAGAGAAGUGUUUGGAAACGGAAGUUUUGCUCUGGAGAUGAAGAAAGGUGCACUUCACUCCACAGUCAGUUUCAUUCAGCUCGGCACUGCACUGAGACUGGAAACGUUACGUGUACCUGGAUAAAACUUCAGUUACAGUAUUUUCAUCAACAAUCUCUGUUUUGCUUUAAAUAUCCAUGCAGUUUAAAUCAUAUUUGCACUUUUGUGUUGUGUGGACAAAACGGACUUCUGUGCCUAAAGGGAAAAACACAGACUCUGUUGGUCUCUUAUUUUGAAAACUUACUGAGAUGUUGCUAUUCUCCUUCACAUUAAAAGUCAGUACAGCUUUAAAUUUUAUUAUUUUUAAGUGGCGUUAGCAGAGGAGAAGUAAUACUGCAAUGUAGAAGAAGUAGUAUUCAGAAUGAUAGUAGUAUUGGAAUAGCUAUAACAGGGAAAAGAUUACAUGUUUGCAUCAGGAAGUAGCACAAGUAUUGUUGUGUUACCAGUAAUAAAAGUAUGUGUUUUAGUAGUUAUAGCAGAGCUUGUAGUAGUAGUGAUGGGACUAAUGUAUUAGCUGUUACUGAAGGUGUGUCUGCAGGAUAUGAACACAAAUGUAUGCUGCAAUAAUUCUCAGUCUUUUAGUGUUUUACUGAAGCAAAAUCUAAAAUGUUCUCAACAUUGUUCAUAAGAACAUACUGUUUCUUAGUUCUACAAAAAGAAAUGUGACGUUUUAACCUUUUACUGGCGAUAUGAGCUACUAGUUGGCUGAUAAACGAGCAGUAAAGUAGAUGUAGCAGUAAUAAUAGUAGAAUAAUAAAUAAAUAAGAAGACCCAGAUGUCCAGUUUGAGCCAUUUUGAACUGGUGAUUCUGGAUGUCACUUGCGAGUCAGUGUGGUUUGGUUUGUUAUUGAAAACAUUUUAUGAUUUUGAUGUGAUGUCCUCUCUCACUGCAGCAGGUUUUUAUGGGUAUUUGUGAGUUUGUAAGUGUGUUUGAGCACCUUUUUUUUUUUGAGUGUAUGGCGUUUUGAAAGUUGGUGUCUGUGCAUAAUGCUGGACAGAGUGGUUCAGGUGAGAUAUUGGUUUUGUUUGAUACAUGUAUGGAUUAAAUAAAUCAUAUUUUACUACCCCUGAA
Messenger RNA from Micropterus dolomieu (smallmouth bass), 3828 nucleotides. RefSeq names its product tripartite motif containing 101 (gene trim101). Bases 1 to 2709 code for a protein of 902 amino acids. The record is from RefSeq and is a predicted model, not a curated record. Gene Ontology annotation, molecular function: zinc ion binding. The transcript has 11 exons. NCBI's taxonomy places the organism in Eukaryota, Metazoa, Chordata, Actinopteri, Centrarchiformes, Centrarchidae.